This is a messenger RNA of Cyprinodon tularosa, 2227 nucleotides long. RefSeq names its product catenin alpha-2. The transcript has 9 exons. Gene Ontology annotation, biological process: cell-cell adhesion; cell migration. The coding region runs from base 58 to 1428 and encodes 456 amino acids. Gene Ontology annotation, cellular component: adherens junction; catenin complex. Gene Ontology annotation, molecular function: beta-catenin binding; actin filament binding; cadherin binding. The record is from RefSeq and is a predicted model, not a curated record. Lineage: Eukaryota; Metazoa; Chordata; Actinopteri; Cyprinodontiformes; Cyprinodontidae.
GUGGCUAAUUUAGCUUGCUCCAUCUCCAACAACGAAGAAGGUGUGAAGUUAGUACGGAUGGCAGCCACCCAAAUUGACAGCCUAUGUCCACAGGUUAUAAAUGCCGCUCUCACUCUGGCUGCUCGGCCUCAAAGCAAGGUGGCCCAGGACAAUAUGGACGUGUUCAAGGAUCAGUGGGAGAAGCAAGUUCGUAUUCUGACUGAGGCAGUGGACGACAUCACAUCUGUGGAUGACUUCCUUUCUGUGUCAGAGAACCACAUCCUUGAGGACGUUAACAAAUGUGUAAUUGCCCUGCAAGAGGGAGAUGUGGACACUCUUGAUCGAACUGCUGGAGCCAUUCGUGGAAGAGCUGCCCGCGUGGUCCACAUCAUUAAUGCUGAGAUGGAAAACUACGAACCUGGGGUCUACACUGAGCGUGUCCUGGAGUCCAUCAAACUCCUGUCUGAAACUGUCAUGCCACGUUUUGCUGAACAGGUGGAAGUGGCGAUUGAGGCGUUGAGUACAAACCCCCCACAGGCCUUUGAGGAGAAUGAAUUUAUUGAUGCAUCCCGUUUGGUCUACGAUGGUGUCCGUGACAUCAGGAAAGCUGUCCUCAUGAUAAGGACACCAGAGGAGUUGGAGGAUGACUCGGACUUUGAGCAGGAGGACUAUGACACUCGCAGCAGGACUAGUGUCCAGACUGAAGAUGACCAGCUUAUUGCCGGUCAGAGUGCUCGGGCCAUCAUGGCACAGCUUCCCCAGGAGGAGAAAGCAAAGAUUGCAGAGCAGGUGGAGAGCUUCAGACAAGAGAAGUGCAAGCUUGAUGCAGAAGUGGCCAAGUGGGACGACAAUGGCAAUGACAUCAUUGUGCUGGCCAAGCAGAUGUGUAUGAUCAUGAUGGAGAUGACAGACUUCACCAGAGGCAAGGGUCCCCUGAAGAACUCCUCAGAUGUGAUCAACGCAGCGAAGAAGAUUGCAGAAGCAGGUUCCAGGAUGGACAAAUUGUCUCGUGCUGUUGCAGAUCAGUGUCCUGACUCAGCCUGCAAGCAAGAUCUGCUGGCCUAUUUGCAGAGAAUUGCCCUGUACUGUCAUCAGCUUAACAUCUGUAGCAAAGUGAAGGCAGAGGUGCAGAAUCUGGGUGGAGAGCUUAUUGUUUCUGGGUUGGAUAGUGCCACCUCUCUGAUCCAGGCCGCCAAGAACCUCAUGAAUGCUGUGGUGCUUACUGUGAAGGCAUCCUAUGUAGCUUCCACCAAAUACCAGAAGGUUUAUGGCACAGCUGCAGUCAACUCACCAGUGGUUUCUUGGCGUAUGAAAGCUCCAGAGAAGAAGCCCUUGGUUAAACGGGAGAAGCCAGAGGAAUGCCAGACACGUGUGCGACGAGGUUCCCAGAAGAAACACAUCUCCCCUGUCCAGGCCCUCAGUGAAUUUAAGGCUAUGGACUCCUUCUAAGAAAUAAUAAAAGAGAGAAAAAAAAAAGAUGAUGGAAUAAGUUGGUGAAAAAAGUCCCUUUUUACGUUGUGUUAAUCUACUUCUGUUUGCUGUGUCUGUGCGCGCUUGAUGAUGCCGCGGGAGGACUGCAGUAUAUAUUAAACUGCCUUUGCUGUGGCUAAGCUAACACUGUGGUCUUCAUGGCUCACAGAACACCAACACAGCCGAUAGUAUUUAUUGAUCUUGAUGUAGCUAAAUGUGAGAGCCAAAACUUCUUGAGAAAAAAAUGGGACUUGAUAUUUAUCAAAAGAGGAAAAGUGGCAAAUAAAAAAGUGUCAGUCAAUAUUUUAGCUAUAUCAUUAAUGUGCUACAGGCUGGCUGCUUUUGAAAACUAAAACUGAAUGGAUCCAGAGAAUGAGUAGAGGAGUCAUUCUGUACUGAAGUAAAAGUGUUGGUAAAACCCCUUUUGAUUAAUUUUUUUAUUUCCAAUUCCGAUUUCCAAUUUGAAUGUUAACGUAGUGCUAGGGAUAUCUAGGGAAGUAUAAGGAUCCAAGUAGUCUUCUUCCUUAUAAAGUUACUAUGACAAUAAUCCACAUGGUGUUUUCUUUUUUCUACCAAAGCACAUUUAUGUUCUACUGUAUUCCCGCUUUGAAUUCCUUUUAUUUAUAGAUUUAAUCUCUAACUAUGACGAGCUUGUUUGGAGGUUGUGUAGUGUAUCAUUUAGACAGAGAGGAUUGUUAGUUGUGGUCUCCUCUGAGAAUAGAAUCCCUGCAUACAGUAACUUUAUAUUCACCCUUCUCUAAUAAAUCCCUCAACUUCA